Jaculus jaculus (lesser Egyptian jerboa) is the source of this 867-nucleotide messenger RNA. It is a transcript of the gene Amelx, whose product is annotated as amelogenin X-linked. Gene Ontology annotation, biological process: multicellular organism development. Bases 59 to 763 code for a protein of 234 amino acids. The record is from RefSeq and is a predicted model, not a curated record. NCBI's taxonomy places the organism in Eukaryota, Metazoa, Chordata, Mammalia, Rodentia, Dipodidae. The transcript is spliced from 7 exons.
GUAUCCCUGAGUUUCAGAGAGAAAGUCAUUCAGGAUACAUUCAAAGAACCAUCAAGAAAUGGGGACCUGGAUUUUGUUUGCUUGUCUCCUGGGAGCAGCCUUCGCUAUGCCCCUACCACCUCAUCCUGGGCACCCUGGUUACAUCAACUUCAGCUAUGAGAAGUCACAUUCUCAGGCUAUCAAUACUGACAGGACUGCAUUAGUGCUUACCCCUUUGAAGUGGUACCAGAGCAUGAUAAGGCAGCCGUAUCCUUCCUAUGGUUACGAACCCAUGGGUGGAUGGCUGCACCACCAAAUCAUCCCUGUGCUGUCUCAACAGCAUCCCCCGAGUCACACCCUUCAGCCUCAUCACCACAUUCCAGUGGUGCCAGCUCAGCAGCCCGUGGCCCCCCAGCAACCAAUGAUGCCAGUUCCUGGCCACCACUCCAUGACUCCAACCCAACACCAUCAGCCAAACCUCCCUCCACCCGCCCAGCAGCCCUUCCAGCAGCCUUUCCAGCCUCAGCCUAUUCAACCCCAGCCUCACCAGCCCAUGCAGCCUCACCAGCCCAUGCAGCCUCACCAGCCCAUGCAGCCUCACCAGCCCAUGCAGCCUCACCAGCCCAUGCAGCCCCAGCAACCUCUGCACCCCAUGCAGCCCCUGCCACCACAGCCACCUCUGCCUCCAAUGUUCCCCAUGCAGCCCCUGCCCCCCAUUCUUCCUGAUCUGCCUCUGGAAGCUUGGCCAGCAACAGACAAGACCAAGCGGGAAGAAGUGGACUAAAAAUAUCAGAGAAUGAGAGAACUGAAGUGGAGACUUCGGUUGUUCUUAGGAAUAACACAAGAAUACAAUGAUUUGUGCCUACAAUCAUUUUACUUAGCAAAUUC